AUGCUGCGGCCUUGCGAGUCGCUGCUGACGGAUCCAAAUCCGAGCUCGCCGGCGAAUAGCGAAGCUGCGAAGCUUUGGUCUGAGAACCGGCGAGAGUACAAUCGCAGAGUGACCGAGAUCGUGGAGGAAAGCUGGGCCGCUGCCGACGCGCUUUGCGACGAGGAUGCGGCGAUGGCCGGUGAUGCUGCGGAGAGCUAG
This is a messenger RNA of Symbiodinium sp. CCMP2592, 198 nucleotides long. NCBI's taxonomy places the organism in Eukaryota, Dinophyceae, Suessiales, Symbiodiniaceae. The record is from the annotation of a GenBank genome assembly.